AUGAAUUUUUUACCUUUAAAUAUUCAUUUUUAACUUGUUCUGUGCCUAGUUGCCACUUGAAGUCUGUACCUAGCAACAUUCAAAACCCUGUAGGCAGUGUUUGAGGCAGCUGCUGUCAUGAUAUCUGAGAAGUGGGUUUUGGCUCUUUUGCGGCUUUUGCUGCUACAGCUGUGCUGAACCUGUGGUGGACUCUGUGAGAAGAUCCUGGUGUGGCCCUGUGACAUAAGUCACUGGCUCAACAUAAAGAUCAUUCUGGAGGAACUCACAGUGAGCCAAGGAGUGAUGGUAUUGUCCCAUUCGCUCAUGUUUCUGGACCUAGCUAUUAAUAUCAUGCCAAACUUGUCAUUCUAGCAAUCAGUGAUAAAAUUGCAAAAAUUCCUUCUUCGAAUAACCAGAUGUACUAAAAUUCUGGGUGAAACUAUAGUCUGAAAUCAGACACUCAUGAAGAAACUCCGGGAAACAAACUACAAUGUAAUGAUUAUAGACCUUGUGGUGCCCUGUGGAGAAAUGGUAGCUGAGUUGCUUGCAGUCCCCUUUGUGUUUACACUAAGAUCCUGUAUGGGUGGCACAAAGAAGAAAAUCUGCAGGAAACUUCCAGUUUCACCUUCCUACAUGCCUGUUCACACGGUGGGACCAACAGGCAGAAUGACUUUUCUGGAAAGGGUUAAAAAUAUAAUGUUAUUUCUUGGCUUUGACAUGUGGAUUCAGAAAUAUGAUAUGCAUUUUAACAAGAAGUGGGAUCAGUUUUACAGUGAAGCAUUAGGAAAACCCACGACACUGUGUGAAUUGAUGGGGAAAGCUGAUAUGUGGCUGAUACGAACAUAUUGGGAUUUUGAAUUUCCUCACCCAUUCUUACUUAAUUUUGAAUUUGUGGGAGGACUCCACUGCAAACCCGCCAAACCUUUGCCUAAGGAAAUGGAAGAGUUUGUCCAGAGCUCUGGAGAAGAUGGUGUUGUGAUUUUCAGUUUGGGGUCAAUGGUCAAAAACCUUCCAGAAGAAGGGACUAACCUGAUUGCUUCAGACCUUGCCAGGAUUCCACAGAAGGUGCUGUGGCGAUAUGAUGGCAAGAAACCAGAUACCUUAGGACCCAAUACUUGGCUCUAUAAAUGGAUCCCCCAGAAUGACCUUCUUGGUCAUCCAAAGACCAAAGCUUUUAUAACUCAUGGUGGAACCAAUGGCAUCUAUGAGGCUGUCUACCAUGGUAUCCCUAUGGUGGGCAUUCCCUUGUUUGGGGAUCAACCUGAUAACAUAGUUCGCAUGAAGGCCAAGGGGGCAGCAGUGAGUCUGGACAUGAACACAAUAACAAGUACAGAUUUAUUCAAUGCUGUGAAGACAGUCAUCAAUGAUCCAGCCUAUAAAGAGAAUGCUAUGAGAUUAUCAGCCAUUCACCAUGAUCAGCCUGUUAAGCCCCUGGAUAAAGCUGUCUUCUGGAUCAAGUUUGUCAUGCACCACAAAGGAGCCAAGCACCUUCGCCCAGCCGCCCUCAGCCUCACCUGGUACCAGUACCACUCUUUGGAUGUUAUUGGGUUUCCACUGGCUUGUGUGGCAAUUGUUACUUUUCUUGUCAUAAAACGUUGCUUGUCUGGUUAUCGAAAGUGUUUUAAGACAGGAAAGAAGAAAAAGAGAGAAUAG
This is a messenger RNA of Trichechus manatus latirostris (Florida manatee), 1632 nucleotides long. RefSeq names its product UDP-glucuronosyltransferase 2A3-like. Lineage: Eukaryota; Metazoa; Chordata; Mammalia; Sirenia; Trichechidae. Gene Ontology annotation, molecular function: glucuronosyltransferase activity. The record is from RefSeq and is a predicted model, not a curated record.